AUACAUCUAGCAAUACGUAUUUUUGUCAUUCUAAAUUGACUGUUGGUGCCGAUAAUAGGUGCCUAUUGUCACUUUAAAUUAUACCGAUAGUUUUAUGACAUAUGCGUGAGCGAAGUAAAUUAAAAGUGUUCUGGAAAUUCUAAAGAAAUGUCAGCUGAGAAAGGAUAUCGGUCAGAUUUAAAGGGUGUUUUAAAGUUUUUAUUGGACCAUACUAAAAAUGAAGAUGCUAAAGGGACGACAUGCCAAGAAAUGGAUAUAGAGAAAAGACAGUUCCUCGAAUCAGCUUUAAAUACUAUGACUACAGAUGUCAUGAAAGAGUUUCAGAAUGCAAUAUCCAUUUUAGACGACCAAGAAUCAACAGUUACUGACAAAGUUAAUGCUUUGAAUAUAAUCAGGGAGAGUAUUGACGACAUAGACUUUGCAAAUAGUUUCGUGAAAGCUGGCGGCUCUGCAUAUUUAAUUCAAAACCUAAAUCACACAGAUUGUGAAAUAAUAAGUUUAGCUGCCUACAUAAUUGCAGAAAUGUCACAAAAUAACCCAGUAUGUCAAAAGCAUUUUGUUGAUGCAAAAACAAUUCCAGCACUUAUAAGAUAUUUAAAUCAAUCGGAUGAAGCUGCAACCAGUAGUUUACAUGCAAUAUCAUCUUUAUUACAAAAUUUCGAACCUGGCCUAGUGGAGUUUGUGAACGUAGAUGGGAUACAAAUUUUAUUAACCUGUUUGAAUGUAAACAAUGCAAAAAUGUUUGUAAGAGUUUGUUUCUUAAUCGGAAAAUUAGCAGAACGACAAGAUUUGCGAGUUGUGAUAUUGUUUGUUUAUUUUUCAGAUGAAUUGGUAGAAAAAUCAGCGAUUAAGAGAUUAAUAAAAUGUUUACCUGUGAGUUUUGAUGGAUAUAAUAGCAGACUGGAAACUUUGCUUUAUGCACUUUCUGAACUUUCAAAAAGUAAUAAGUGGAUGAUUGAAGAAAGUCAAGGAGAAAAAUUGAAAAAACUGGCUACUAGUGUUGUUGAAAAUAUUAAUAGUGUAGAAGAAUAUGAGUUGAAAAUCGUAGAAGGAUAUUAACUCGAUUCGUUAGAAAAAAUAUGCGGUUGAAGUACUAUUGAAUACCUGUAAAUACUAAAAUUUCGAUUUCCAUAACUUUUUUAAUGAAGGAAUUAUUAUUUAUUUAAAAAAAUUAGUAUGUGAUUUAUUUAUACGUUGAAUUAAUACAAUUUGCAUACUCUUGAAACAUGUUGCUAUAGAGUGUAAUAGUUUAGUUCACUUUAAAGUUGAGAGAGCUUUAAAAGAGCCAGGGACAAAUUUAUACGAUGGGCGUGACACCGCCUACUUUUAAGUGAAAUCACAUAUCCCAAGACCCGCCCGGCAAAUUUUAACCAAAAUUGGUACGUGACAUUUCACACAAUUUUAAAUUCCAUUAGGUACUUACUUUUCUGUGUACAAAUCAAAAAUGAAUUAUUAUAACGGGUUAAAACUUUGCACGAAUAGCCUAGGUACCGAAUAUGUGAAUCCCAGUGUCUAUAAUUGGCUUUUUACCGAAAAUAUCGUUCAAUGUGUGAGAUAUAAAAUUGAAAUUCAGAGAAAAUCCUUUCCGGAUUAUGCUAAGUCUGUGUGCUAAAAAUGGGUGUAAUCGGGUCAAUAUUUUCUUUAGCCACCAUAUAUACCUAAUAUAAAGAUUUUCAAAUUUCCGGUUGACUUUAUACCGCAUAGCUUGACUUAUUUUCUCCAGAAAUAGGUAGAAGAAGUCACACGAAAGAGAGUCGCUCUGUCUGAAACCUCAUUUGGUAUCGAGCGGGUCGGAGAGGUUCUUCCCGAUCCUAACGGAGCUUUCGGUGUUGCUCAACGUCAGUUUACACAGCGGCACAAAGGCAGCUCCUUUUCGUGCUGUCAAAGGCAGUUUUGAAAUCGACGAAGAGAUGGUGAGUGUCGAUUCUCUUUUCACUGGUCUUUUCCAAGACGCAUGGUGAAUAUUUGGUCAGUUGUUGAUUUGCAGAUCUAAAGCCACACUGAUAAGGGCCAAUACCCACAAAUACCCUCGAGACUUAUACGCGAUGUUAAGGAGGCUUAUCCCACGGUAGUUGACGCAGAUUGCGUAGAUUGGGCGAGCACACUUCAAAUCACUAUUGUGACAAUUAGAGACAUGGGACAAUCGUCUCACGCAGAAUACCGAUAUAAAACUUAUAAUAUUUGAGCUACAGUGUCGCGCUCACACAAGUUUAAGUAGGUCACCAAACCAGUUGCUUAAGGAGGUAUUCUACCCUAGAAAUCAAAUUUUGGGCAGUUUUUUGAAUUUUAUUAAAAAAAAAAAAAAAAUAUUUUUACUAUCCAUUUUGUAUGGUGUUUUUAUUGAUAUAUUAAGAAUACAUGAAAAAAAUUUACAAAAAAUAUUAAAAAUUAAAAUAAUUAGAGGGGGGAGAGACAGGUGUAAAAAAUGGCGCAUCCUGAUGACAUUGAUCCUGACUCUACUGGUGGUCUGAAAAAAAAGUCAAAAGAAAUUCUUAAUCAAUAAGGAUGCUGUUAUAGUUCCUACCUCAGGGAACACGAAAAACAAUUUUUUGAAAAAUGGCGACUGCCUGAAAAUAUAAAUCAUUUCAUGAAUUUUUUAAAAUAUAAAAAAAAAUGGAUUAAGGAUUAUAUAAAGAUAAAGGAUAAAGGAUUAUAUAAAGAAGGUUCACACAAAAUUUCAAGUAAAUCGGUUGUAUAGGACUUGAGAUAAUGCCGGUACCGUGUCGAAAAAAUUAGUUUUGAGAAAAACGCGUUUAAAAAAGUGAGUCUACCUACCUACCGGGCUAGGUACUGCAUCACUAAAGUAACUGUAGCUCUUAAAAUAAUUUUAAUUUGUAAAAGUCCUUUGGAUAUAUGAAAAAAAUCGAUUUUUUUUUAAAUUAUACAGUAUAAUACCCCUUAAAGUUGUGAUCGCCUUCUCACAGUAUUGAUCAAAUAUUACCCGUAAGAAGUGGCAUGGAAACUGAAUAAUGGGAAAGAGGCCUUCUACAUCGAGAGAAUCGUUUGAAGGAAAUGAUUUGAGAGGGAUGCGCCACCUAUAGCAAGCGUUCAGGUUCUGUGUAUAGAAGAAAUUUCUAUGGUACUUAAUGAGAUGCCUUGUAUGAUUGACUCUCGUUUGCGCCAACUGAACAGACCGGAGUCUUGUUUUGGUGGGUCACAGUUGUUCAAAAUUGAAAUGUUCGUUGCUACCAAAGGAGGACAACAACAUUAUAUUUAAACCUUUUAUAUGUAUGUAUAUUUCACAAAUGUUAAAUAAGAUAAGAAAAAUCUUACUAUUGAUACAGUCCACAUAUAUUAGAUAAGGCAGAGGCAGUACAAAACAUACAUUGUUUGAGUUAUAGAAUCAAACUGUUUGAUUUGUAAGAUCAAACAUUAAAACAUAAAUAAGAUUCUUUAGAUCCUCAUCACUGGUGGGGGGAAAACAAAAACCUUAUUCAAGCUGAUAGAUAUUUCAUUCUAAUUUUAUUUUUAAAUUUGUAAACCUUAUAUACUAUUUUUGAGCUCUUAGUUAUCUAAUUUAAUAUAUACAUAUAUAUGUAUGUACAGCACACCACAUGGGGUUGUUUUCAACCAUACAUAUGUGUGUGUGUGUGUUGUCAUAUAUACUCGUAUUUAUGUUGCAUGGUUUGGGUUGUUUUCAAGUGCAUAUGUGCAUUUGUAAUCAAUUGCCCAAACCUAAGUAAAUAUGUUUAUUCAGGGGUGUUGUGGAAUCCAAGACAGAAUUGCUUAGCUGUGAGAAUUGCAAAUCAAUUCUGUUUAUCAAUGGUGUCACAGAAUCUGAUUGGAUUUUCGUCUUUUCGAACAUACGCAAAACCAAUAUUCGAACCAGCUGUUUACUAAUGUGACAAAGCUUGCAAAUGCAUACAUUUGGAAGCAAUCCUAUUAAAGUUUUUAAUGAGUUCCGAAUUAAAGAAAGAUUUUAAGAGAUGAUAUUUAUCAAAUGAAUAAAGAGGCAUUAGGGUGUUAAGUUACGUUUAUUACGUUUUGUAAAUCUUCUUUAAAGGGGGAGCUUGCUUUAGAAGCUUCAAAAAAUUGAAUUAUUAAGCAAAAAACAAUUAAUCUCUUUAAAAAUUAUCUUAGAAUAUGUCACUAAAGUUAUAGAUGGGAAUUCAGAAUAUUCUCGAAGCUAGAAGAGAAAUAGUGACCGAGCGUCUGGCAGAUACUUACAUAUGUAUGAGCGCUUGGGCAGAGAGUUAAAACUUUCACUCGGUUUUUCAUUUUUACGAUUUUUUUUAAUUGGCGGGCAGGAUUGAAAAAAACGAAACGUAUGGAAUUGUGGCAAAGUUUAUUAUCUUUGGCAUUAAAUUAUCUUCUAUUUAAACUUAAACAAACUAAGAAAAGUUAAGUUUGAACAUAUGUUUAAACAACAUAAAGUAACAUUUGUUUUGGUGAUAACUAUAAACCCUAGAAAUUUCGCUUUAUUGAAUUAUUUCUUUCCCUCCCAAAAAAACAUCUUUGAAGCCUCUAAAGUAGGCUCCCUCCUUAAAUAUCUGCAUUUUUUUCCAAAACUCAAUAAUUAAGACAUUUCGUUUCAUUUUAUUCUCAUGUUUUAUCCUAUAGAAAUAAAGAUAAAUCAAUUCGUAACAAUAAAAUAACUUGAUUUCUUAACAUCCAUUUCAAAUCUGUAUGCGACUAUCUUCUUGUUUUGUUUCUGACAGCAAAACCAAUAAAAUUGGUUUCCGUGACACCCAAAACCGAUACAAAUUCUGUUUCGAAUAUCAAACCAAUAAUGUCUGAAUUCAUGACACCUAUUGCUUUUUUUGAUCAGUUUCAAUUCUGAUUCCGACAACUAUCAGAUUCCACAACACCCCUGAUUAUAUUUUUUGAGUGCAUGCAUAUUACAUAUUAAUGCAUACGUGCCUCAUACAUGUAUGUAUGUUGCAUAUAAAUGCAUAUAUUUUUAUACUCUCGCAACAAAGUUGCUAAAGAGAGUAUUAUAGUUUUGUUCACAUAACGGUUGUUUGUAAGUUCUAAAACUAAAAGAGUCAGAUAUAGGGUUAUAUAUACCAAAGUGAUCAGGGUGACGAGUAGAGUUGAAAUCCGGAUGUCUGUCUGUCCGUCCGUCCGUCUGUCCGUCCGUCCGUGCAAGCUGUAACUUGAGUAAAAAUUGAGAUAUCAUGAUGAAACUUGGUACACGUAUUUCUUGGCUCCAUAAGAAGGUUAAGUUCGAAGAUGGGCAAAAUCGGCCCACUGCCACGCCCACAAAAUGGCGGAAACCAAAAACCUAUAAAGUGUCAUAACUAAGCCAUAAAUAAAGAUAUUAAAAUGAAAUUUGGCACAAAGGAUCACAUUAGGGAGGAGCAUAUUUGGAAGUAAUUUUUUUGGAAAAGUGGGCGUGGCCCCGCCCCCUACUAAGUUUUUUGUACAUAUCUCGGAAACUACUAUAGCUAUGUCAACCAAACUCUAUAGAGUCGUUUCCUUCAGGCAUUUCCAUAUACAGUUCAAAAAUGGAAGAAAUCGGAUAAUAACCACGCCCACCUCCCAUACAAAGGUUAUGUUGAAAAUCACUAAAAGUGCGUUAACCGACUAACAAAAAACGUCAGAAACACGAAAUUUUACGGAAGAAAUGGCAGAAGGAAGCCGCAUUCAGGCUUUUUUUUAAAAAUUGAAAAUGGGCGUGGCUUCGCCCACUUAUGGACCAAAAACCAUAUCUCAGGAACUAAUCGACCGAUUUCAAUGAAUUUCGGUAUAUAAUAUUUUCUUAACACUCUGAUAACAUGUACGAAAUAUGGGUGAAAUCGGUUCACAACCACGCCUUCUUCCCAUAUAACGCUAUUUUGAAUUCCAUCUGAUGCCUUCUCUGUAUAAUAUAUACAUAGGAAGCAAUGAUGAUAGCCGAAUAAAACUUUACACAAAUACGGUAUUUGAGCUGAGGUAUCCCUUGUGGAAAAAUUGUCGUGAUCGGACUAUAACUUUUCAAGGUCCCUGAUAUCGAACACGAAGAACUCAGUGCCUAACCUAACCUAACCUAAUUUUUCACCGAAAAUAUCGGCAAAUCUCUCAGAAUUUAAUUCUAAUUAAUUUUACAGCAAAAUAAAAAAAUAUGUAAAUGACGGAUACUUAAAUCUCGAUUAUCACUUUAUCAAGCGAGAGUAUAAAAUGUUCGGUGACACCCGAAUUUAGCCCUUCCUUACUUGUUAUGUAUUUAUUUAUGUAAGUUAAGUUCUUCUUUAUUGAGUUUUUAAAAGAAACGGAAACAUAGAAUCUUAAAAAUACCCUAAGCUAGCUGUGGUUCAACGGCAGCGGCGUCGGCAGAGUUUAACGGAUGUUGAAUGGUCAGCAGAAUUGAAGUUGAUUAUUGUUGUUGAUAUUAUUAUUUAUUGAUCAGCAAUAAUGUCGAUCAAAUUUGGGAGUUGCAGCGGAUGUUUGUUUAUGUUAUUCAACUUUAACAACAACAUUGUUGCAAUGGUUGUUGUUAUGUUGAAAUAAAUAUUUGUUGUGUCAACUUUUAAGUUAUUGAACUUUAACAACUACAAUGUCGCAAUGAAUAUUGUUGAAAUAAAUACUUGUUGUAUUAACUUGUAUGUUUUGUAUUGGCUCUGCCUUAUCUAAUAUAUGUGGACUGUAUUAUUAUUAUUACAAUAGUAAGAUUUUUCUUAUCUUAUUUAACAUUUGUGAAAUAUAUAAAAGUUUUAAAUAUAAUGUUGUUGUCCGUCCUUUGGUAGCAACGAACAUGUUUUCCCGGGCGACAAAAGUAACUACAGUUUGUGAUCGUGUCAUGUUGGUCAACUAAGUGACGUUCACGAAGGCUAUGCGCCUUUCUAUGCUGAAUUAAUGAUAGUUUGCUCAUAACUAUUUCUUCAAAUUCGCUAUAAAGGUAUCUUGCCGACUUUUCUUCUUUUACAUCGGACGACGGUGUACCUUUGAUGUGACCCUUCUUUGUUCGCACUUUAGUCUUCUCCUUUUCAGUGCAUUCGUCUUUCGGUGAUUGUUGUAUGUGUUUGGUUCGUAGACAUCUCACCCAUUUCCUCUUCUUGGCUUUUGGAUUCAGUACUGCAUCUUCCGCUGUCAUACCUCCAUCGUCAGCGUCUUUAAUUGUCAUGUCUUCCUUUGGCUCUUCAUCAGGCGGGUCAAGAUCCAUUGUUGCAUCUGUAACAAGACUCCCUCCUUCCUCCGAAGUGAGGACUCCCCCGGGAAAUAAAACGCCUCUUAAAGUCUUCUCUUCUCGUAUGUGAUAAAAUUCAUUGUUUAAAGUCAUUAUCUAAAUUUUUAGCUCUCCAAGAUUCUUUUUGUUCUUCUGAUUUCUUUUUUUCUGCCAGGAUUCAUGGUUUUUUACCCCAUUUAGUUGUCGACUCUUCCGUUGUGUCAUCAACUUCAACAUCCCUUUCUGCAAGAUCUAUUAUAUCAUUUUUUGCAUUCUCCUCAAUUUCCAAAGGAGACAUUUUAUUGUUUACAUCAUUAAAUGUGCAUUGCUCCUCAAAAGUAAUUUUCUCUACGCGCAGCUAUUACUUCAACAUCUCUUUCUGCAAGAUCUAUUAUCUCAUUUUUUGCAUUCUCCUCAAUUUCCAAAGGAGACAUUUUCUUGUUCACAUCAUUAAAUGUGCAUUUCUCCUCAAAAGUAAUUUCCUCUACGCGCAGCUUUCCAUCUUUUGAUAUGUCAUCGAGGUUUCUCGAAGGUUAUAUCUUCCACGCGCAGCUUUCCAAAGGCGAUGUCUUCUACGCGCAGCUUAUCUUCUUUCGAUAUGUCAUCAACGCAACACUUCUCGAAGAGUAUAUCUUCUACACGUAGCUUCUGAAAUGUAAUUUCUUCUAUGCGCAGCUUGCGUAUGUCAUCAACGCAUUGCUUUUCGAAACGUAUAUCUUCUAAUAUGUCAUCGACGAUAUAUGUGAACCUCAGUGCCAAGAACCAGUUGGUUAACAUCAGAUCAAUAGUUCUCUUAAAACCCGGUCAAUAUUUCUAGCUCCCAUUUACAUAAUAAUAGAUUAUAAUUUCUGGAAUACUUUAUACUAUAGUAUCAGUAAAUUUGUAAGUCUUAAUUGAGCUUCUUUUUCUGGUAAUAAUAUGUCGUGAUGCCAAAAUGAAUCAAAUUGGACCAAUCUUAAUUCUGGGCCCAUAUAAAAAGGUCAAGCUUUCGGUUGGCUUUACAAUAUACAAUAUUGGUGCAUAAUAUAAAAUUUGAUAUAAGCAAAUUAAAUAUUAAACGAACCAAAAUUUAAUAAAAAAAAUUAAACUAAUUGGGUAUUUGAUCUCUAAUAUAAUAAUAAUUAUAACAAUCAUGAUGGACCACCCUAUUUCAAGAUUGUCUACUUUUUUAAAGAAAAAGCAUUGAAACUUCAAAUUUAAUAGGGAAUGCUUAUUAUCAUUCGAGAAAACAUUCUUUGACAUUUAUUUCUUGAAGAUUAUCUCUUUCAAAUAUUGGUCGUGGCCACCUCUCAUAUGUUUCAUCUUUCGUUCGAGCAUUUCGACAGGUAACUGUCGAUGGCAUGUCUGAUAUUUUGCACCAAGGCCUGAAAAGAAGCGAGAUUGUCCGCAUAGACUUUAGACUUUACAUAUCCCCAAAGGAAAAAAUCUAAGGGUUUAUGUCAAACGAAGUUGGUGGCCAAUCGACCGUCCCAAAAGAGAUAUUAUCUGCUUACCGAAGUGUUCUAUCAAUAAAUCCAUUGAUUGAUGCGAUGAGUGAGAGGCAGCGCCGUCUUGUUUAAACCAAAUGUGGCCGAUAUCAGUGGCUUCAAUUUUCGGUUACGUUCUCACAGGCAUAAUUUUUUAAUAAAUAUGGAUCGAUGAUUCCACAAACCACACCAAACCAUUGUUUUUUCUGAAUGAAAUGGCAACUCUUGAAUUUCUUCAGGUUGCUCUUGGUCCCAAAUCCAACAAUUUUUGUUGUUUACACACCCAUUGAGCCAGGAAUGGGUCUAGUCGUUGAACAAAAUUUGGCUCGAAAACGUCGGAUCUUCAUCGAACUUUUAAAGGUUGCGAUAGGGAUGGCACCGCUCUCAUUUGGAUAAAAUCACAUAUCUCCGUACCUACUCGACCAAUUGCAACUAACUUUGAUACUAGGGCUCUUUUAACAUUUUUACGUUACAUUAGCGCCAAAUUGGCAAAAUCGGAUAGCAAUCAGGCAUAUAACAAUCUUCCCGUUGUAGUAAAUGGUGCUUUAUAUACUGUAAAACAUUCUUUGAAAGAAUCCGACGGAAUUUAAAUUUUUUUUUUGUAAUUGGGAUCAAAACGCGUGAAUCCUGGCAGAAAAGAAGAAAUCAGAAGAACAAAAGGAAUCUUGGAAAGAUAGAAAUUUAGAUAAUGACUUUAAACAAGGAGUUUUAUUACAUACGGGAAGAGAAGACUUUAGGAGGCGUUUUAUUUCCCGGGAGAGUCCUCACUUCGGAGGAAGGAGGGAGUCUUGUUACAGAUGCAACAAUGGAUCUUGACCCGCCUGAUGAAGAGCCAAAUGAAGGCAUGACAAAUAAAGACGCUGACGAUGGAGGUAUGACAGCGGAAGAUGCAGUACUGAAUCCAAAAGCCAAGAAGAAGAAACUGAUAGGAAGUAGGUAAGACAAAUAUUAAAGUUUUCAAAUAUUUGAUAGACUACAACUUCCAGUCCCACGGAGUUCCGUGAUGGGAAUGCCAGCAGAAUCUUUGUUAAUGUGCCCAAAACAAACUAAAAAAAAAAAUCCUGCCCAUUUUUUGCCUUUUUUUAGUAUGAGUGAAAUAUCCCGAGAGGAGCUAUUUUGGAUUUGGUUGAGCAAGGGGAAAAGCGAAAAAACAGAAGCGGUUGAAAAGCACGUUAUAUCAAUUUUUAGACCAGAUGUUGACGAUACCAAAAUUAAAGGUCGUAUAAAAAAGCUUUGCUUCCAAUUUCAAUCGCGAUGGAGCAAAUCUCACAGUGAUAAAGCAAGAUUUAUGCAUGACAAUGCUAUUUGGCUAAGUUCAAAAAUUUCGGCUGUUGAUUUUGCUCUUGAUCACGCACCAUCAGCUUCAAAACAAAUACCUCAACGCGAAAGGCUAGAAAAAGAGUUUGCUGAAAGUACUUCGAGUACACAAAAACGGAAAUGCAAAGAGUUAAUAUCAAAUGUAGCUUCGGAACAAUUAACUAUGGCUACCGCAAUGUAUCUGAGAUCCUGUAGAAAACUCAGCAAACAUUGUCAAAGAGUUGUCGGCUUCAUCCCCUUCGAGAAGUACAGCUAUAAAAAGAGGAAGGGUAAGACUUACUGAAAAGAAAAGUCUUACACCAGAUCAAGCACUGGCCAUGAUCGUAGACGAAAAUUUAUCAACUCAGCAAUACCGUGGAAUUCGAUUGCAUACGAUACCAUACAGUCCGAAAUUGUAUCCAUGCUAUAACCUCGUUAAGCAAUCAAAAUUAUUGUGCUACCCAAGCCUUGUUACUGUUACUGAAACAUAUACCAAAAUCAAUUUGCAAUCCUUAAUAGACCACACGGUGAAAAGAGUAAUAGAUGCACAAUAUGAGGUUUUUAAGUCGUUCCCUGCCAUUCAGGAUCAAUUAAGCAUACUAAUAAAAUGGGGAUGCGAUGGAGCUGAACAGAACCGUUACAAGCAAAAAUUUUCGGAUGACAACAUGUCAGACAAAAGCAUGUUUUCUCUUUCGAUGGCGCCUCUUCAACUUAACUCUGGAGCUGAAGGAAGGAAACAUAUUUUUUGACAAAAUCCAGCUGCGUCUUCGACAAGAUAUUGUAGACCGAUCAAAUUUCACGAAAGAGACGCGUGAGGUCAUUAAAGCGGAAGUGGAGCAUAUUCGGCAGCAAAUUUCUGUUUUGAAACCAACUAGCUUUGAGCUUCACGGUUAUAGUUUCACGGUCAAUUUAAUUCUAUGUAUGAUUGACGGCAAAGUCUGCACCGCUCUUUCAAAUUACACGUUAUCGCAGGCGUGCUAUUUAUGUGGUGCAACUCCAAAAACUAUGAACGACAUGAAUGCCUUAUCACUGCGCGAAAUCGAUGAAAAUAUGCUUGCUGUUGGUCUUUUACCUCUACAUGCCUACAUAAGGUUUAUGGAGUGCUUGUUGCACAUUUCUUACCGAUUGGAAAUAGAAAAAUGGUACGUAUCAGGCGAUGAAAAUAAGGAGAGCGUUGCAAGAAGGAAGAAAAAAAUACAAGUUUAGGAACGAAAUGGGUCUUCUUGUGGAUAUGUCAAAACAGAAAACAGGAAACACAAAUGAUGGCAAUACGGCCAGAAGAUUUUUCAAAGAAACAAAAAAGACAUCGAAUAUUACAGGCAUAAAUGUCGAUCUGAUCAAGCGGUUUCUUUGCAUAAGCAGCGGCUAUUUUAUCAAUAUAUGUGUAUGCGUUCCAAAAUUUUGCGUCAGAAACAAGAGAGCUUUAUUUGAGUUUACAUCCUUGGUAUUAUAUGCCAGUAACUCUCCACAAAAUAUUGUUUCAUGGAGGAGCUAUGAUUUCUUCAUGCAUUCUUCCCAUAGGAAACUUUUCUGAGCGCAAGAAGCACGCAAUAAAGAGUCGAGACAGUAUCGCGAACUAUUCAUAAGAAAAACGUCCCGAGUUGACACCAACAUAGAUUUAUUGCAAAGGUUGCUUAUCACGUCAGACCCUUUGAUUGCAAGUUUACGUUUGCACCCAAAAACCAAGCCUUCUACUUUACCUUCUGAGGUCAUUGCACUUCUGCCUGACACCCAACUAAAUGAUGAAUUUGAUGAUUUAGUAUAAAAAACUUUGCUUGCAGCUCUCUGGAAUUUUUAUUUUUGUAUAAAUUCCUUAUUUUUUUUAUUUCUACUUUUCGCUUUUUACUUUUGUAUAAUUUGUAUACUCGUAUAAUUUCUUUAUUUUGGUUUUUGAUUAAUAUCUUAUUUUGAAUAUUUUCCAUUCUUUUAAGAACUUUCGUUGAAUGUUUUAGUUUUUCCUUUUUAUUAUGUUUUAGAUAUCAAUUAAUUUAACAUUGAAACAACAUUAACUUUUUAUUUUUCUCAUUUGCAAAGAAUCAUCGAAAACUAAAGUUCGAAACUUAAAGAAUUUUAUAGAAAUGGUUGUAUGUGGGUGAUUAUAUCAAUAUAUCGACAAGUUUUAGUUAGAAGAGAAAAAAAUAAGAAAUUUUGAAUAUGAAUGUGUAAAAAAAUUGUCCUCAACUAGUGUUUUUUGGAGGAUAUUUCGGAACUAGUCCCCUUUGACACUAGUUGGAACUAGUUGUCUUCCACCAUAUUGAAGCUUAUAAUCUUCUUAACGAUCGUGCCAAAUUUCAAGUUCAUAUCUCUACAACUUCAUAUAAAAAUUAAUUUUGAGAUGCUAGAUUGACUAAAUCUCACACUGUGCGUAGCAUCGGUUAAGAGCCGUUAUAAACCAGUUGAAGAAGCUUGGAGUCACUAAGAAGCUCGAUGUAUGGGUGCCACACGAAUUGACGCAAAAAAACAUCUUUGACCGUAUCGACGCAUGCGAAUCGCUUCUGAAUCGCAACAAAAUCGACCCGUUUUUGAAGCGUAUGGUGACUGGCGAUGAAAAGUGGGUCACUUACGAUAACGUAAGGCGCAAACGGUCGUGGUCGAAAAGCGGUGAAGCGGCCCAGACGGUGGCCAAGCCUGGAUUGACGGCCAGGAAGGUUCUUCUGUGUGUUUGGUGGGAUUGGCAGGGAAUAAUCCACUAUGAGCUGCUCCCCUAUGGCCAAACGCUCAAUUCGGACCUGUACUGCCAACAACUGGACCGCUUGAAGGCAGCACUCAUGCAGAAGAGGCCAUCUUUGAUCAACAGAGGCCGAAUUGUCUUUCAUUAGGACAACGCCAGGCCACACACAUCUUUAGUGACGCGCCAGAAGCUCCGUGAGCUCGGAUGGGAGGUGAUUACCACCUGUUUUUGUCCAUGGCGAACGCGCUUGGUAGUCUGAAGUUGGCCACAAGAGAGUCCUGUGAAAAUUGGCUCUCCGAGUUUUUUGCCAAUAGGGAAGCGAGCUUCUAAGAGAGGGGCAUUAUGAAGUUGGCAUCUCGUUGGGAACGCGUCAUCGAACAAAACGGCGCAUAUUUGACUUUAAUCGCAUUAUUGUAACCAAUUUUAUGAACAAUUGAAAAUUGUUUUUUUGUGAACAUUAAAAAAAAAUUAAGCAAAUCGGCUUAGUAGUUCGACCGGAGGCAUGUCCGCUAGUUUAUAAAAGUGUGUUUUGAGAAAAUCGCGUUUAAAGUUUGAGGAGUGCACUCCGAGCGCUCCGAACGUCGAGCGGUAUUAUUAUUUUGUGGAUCUUUUCCGAAACCUUCCAAUGGUAAAGUGGGUUUCUAUAUUAAUUCUAAGAGUAUAAAGGAACAGAAAAUACAAAAAAAAAAUUUUUGUUUUGAAAAAAAGAUUACCGUACUGACCCCUUAAUUAAGAGACUAUACUUACUUGCAACAUACACAUUUUUGUGAACUUUUUUGUUUUUUUUUUUU
Messenger RNA from Bactrocera dorsalis (oriental fruit fly), 13308 nucleotides. Its product is annotated as LINE-1 retrotransposable element ORF2 protein. The record is from RefSeq and is a predicted model, not a curated record. The coding region runs from base 148 to 1059 and encodes 303 amino acids. The transcript has 5 exons. NCBI's taxonomy places the organism in Eukaryota, Metazoa, Arthropoda, Insecta, Diptera, Tephritidae.